Messenger RNA from Tetrahymena thermophila SB210, 453 nucleotides. RefSeq lists its product as hypothetical. Lineage: Eukaryota; Ciliophora; Oligohymenophorea; Hymenostomatida; Tetrahymenidae. The transcript has 4 exons. The record is from RefSeq and is a predicted model, not a curated record.
AAAUUGUUUGUAUUUAGUAAUAAUUUAAUUUAAGCUUAAUUUUAAUAGAUUGCUAAUCAAUCAGAUAUAUCCAAUAAGAUUAUUAAUAUCACUUAAAAAUAGAUACAUAGAAACCUAUAAAUUUCUAAAAUUUAAAGAUCUUAAUUAUUUAAUAGCCAUAAAAAGUUAAUGGGAGUCUUACAAAAGUUACAAAAAGUUUUACAUUUAGAAAACUUUACAUAGAGAGCAAAUUUAUUUAUUGACAAAUAUAGAAUAAUUCAUAGAGGUCUUUAUUUAGGAUUAGCCUUAAAUGCAUAUAUAGCCUAUACCUAGAUCUAAAAAGUUACAGCUUUGAGAAUUUUAGAUGAGCAUCUAGAUAAUUAAAAAGCAGAUUACAUGAAGAAGGUAGAAUAUGAAAGGGAAUAAAUAGAAAAGUAAAUAGAGAGUUAGUUAAUGGCUUAGGAAAAUAAAUGA